Molecule: messenger RNA, 2300 nt
Organism: Pogona vitticeps (central bearded dragon)
Lineage: Eukaryota; Metazoa; Chordata; Lepidosauria; Squamata; Agamidae
Source: RefSeq, a predicted model, not a curated record
AUGGCGGCUCGGCGGCGGGAAAGGCGGGAAGUCUCCUCGCUCCCGCCGCGCUCCCCCUCUCCCCAGGCGCCGUGCCAGGGCCGAACGUGCGCCAUCGUCGGGCGGGAAGGCCGUGGUUACCAGGGCAACCGGCGGCGGCGACGUCAGCCGGGCGUCGGAAGGCCCCUCAGGCCUCGGGCUCCGUGCUCAAAAGGCAAUUCGGCCAACGGGAGCGCCCGGGAGGCGUCCUUGGCAUCGCCGCCGUGGUGGGGGGCCUGGUCCGGGGCGGCGCUGGCCUCUCAGGCGCUGCUGCUGCUGCUGAUCUUCGCCCUCUCGGCCCUGGGCAACGGGGCGGUGGUCGGGGUGAUCGCCCGGCACCGGCCUCUUCGGACGGUGACCAACGCCUUCGUGCUGUCGCUCUCGCUGGCCGAGCUGCUGGGCGCUUUGCUCUGCCUGCCCUUGGCCUUCUUCAGCCUGCUGAGCGGGAGGCCCCACGGCGCCUGGCUCUUCGGGCCCAGGCUGUGCUUGGCCAGCGCCGCCCUCCACGCCGGCUUGGGCAUCGCCGCCACCCUCACCAUGGCCUUGCUCUCUUUCGACCGCUACUGUGCCAUCGUCCGACAGCCCCGACGCAAGAUGGGGCGCCGGAGGGCCGGGCAGCUGCUGGCCGCCGUCUGGUUGGCCGCCCUGGGCUUGGCCGGGCCUUGGUACCUGCUGGCCAGGGAGGAGGACAAGGAGGAGCAAGAAGAGGAGGAUCGGGCCCCGGGAUCGGGCCCGGCCACCCCCACGGCCACCCCGGCCGCCUACCACUGCAUGUACGCCCUGCCGUGGGGCUCCUCGCGCCUGGGACCCCCUUACGGCGCCACCUUGAUCGUCCUGUGCUACCUGCUGCCGUUCGCCCUCAUGUGCUUCUGCCACUACAACAUCUGCCGGGCGGUGAGGCUCUCGGAGAGCAGGGUGCGCCCCCUCACCACCUACGGGCACUUGCUGCGCUUCUACGGCGAGAUGCGAACUGCCACCACCGUCCUCAUCAUGAUCGUCUCCAUCAUCUGUUGUUGGGGCCCCUAUUGCGUCUUGGGCCUGGCCGCCGCCACCGGGCACUUCUCCUUCUCGCCCGCCACGGACACCGUCGCCAGCUGGAUGGCUUGGGCCAACGGCGCCAUCAACCCUCUUAUCUACGCCGCCCGGAACCCCAACAUCUCUAUGUUGCUGGGGCGCAACCGUGAAGGCGGGUACAGGACGAGGAACAACGUGGCCGCCUAUUUGGCCACCGCCCAAGGUCGCCGCCGCCUGCAGGCCAAGAGUCGGGCCGAGCACUACGCCAGCCGUGGGCCGGGCAGUGGGGUUACGGCUAGAAGUACCCUCACCUCCUCCAGCCCAGCCAGCGGUGGCGAGGUGGCCAUGUGGGCCUGUAAGAAUCCAGCUCUGCUUUUCUGCCGCGAUGGCCAGCCUGACACACUUUCUGAGGUUGGCACCCAUCUCAAACUGGACACGGUCGAUACUAGCCUUUGAAACAAAAAAGGUGGCGUGGGGGGCACAGUGGGAGGUGCUGCCCAGUAUUGCCAGCAUUGGAAGGCCAUUGGAAGCUCAGAAGCCCAAAUAUUGUUUCUCAGCAGGAAUUUAUAACAAAUUCCAAAACAUCUCUGUUAGCGCACAGGCAAAUAUGGACACACUGAAGGAAAUGGGUGAGCGGAGUCUCAGGUCCUUGAAGGUGGGUUGAUUUUAAAGUGAGGUGGAGUAGCUGCCGCUCUUGAUGGCUGAGUAAUUUGGAUCCAGCUACUUUCCUAGAUCUUUUGAGACCUGGGGUUUAAAAGGUGCGUGCAGAAACUACCGAGUAAUGCAGUGAGCACAGUACUAGGCUGAAGGGAUAAAAUGAGGCAGUCAGUGAGGGUUCUGCCACAAUCCAUGUCUCUCAUCUCUGCUUAACAAAAAAAGAAAGAAAAAAGGUUGGCAUUGUAGGAUCAUUUUGGCUCUUGAAGAUUUGCAGUGCAGCAGCAUAGAGUGCAUGUGUGAAAGAGAGGGACUUUCUUUGCUCUUUGGUGGAGACGUCACAGACAAUGCCCAGUCAGUGCUUGAGACAUUUCUGCAGAUUUCAUUUUACUAUUCCAAGCAUCCUCCCUGCUAUUUUACUACUCCAAGGCAAUUUGGGAAUUAUAGACCAAAUCCCAAAUAUUUCCAGGCUCUUCUCUGAAGUCAUCCUGUAUUUGGUGAGCCAUACUCCCAAGUAAGCAUGCAUUAGCAGGUUGUAAAAUAAUUGCUGGAUAGCUCAGUGGUUUAAGUGCCUGGCUGCAGAGCCAGAGAGUGGUAGUUCAGUUCCUCACGGU